AGUCAUUUGUAUAUAGUUGGUCAUAAUUUACACUUGUCAAAGUCUCAAACAAAUGCUCGUUUUCAUUCACUGCAAAAUUCGCGCAAGUAAACUGGGAAGCUUUAAGAACGCUAACAUGGACGUUUCAACAAAAUGGAUCACGUUAGAGAAAGCACUGGAAGGUAUACAAAAGAAGGACAAAGCUUUAUAUACACAGCUUUUAUCUCUACAAAAAAGCGUACGAGAAUUAAAGUCAGAGUUGAAAAAAGAGAGAACAGAAUGCGAAGAAGCAUAUAAAGACCUGGAAAGAAUGUCUGCCAAUGACUUUGAAGAUGAUGUUUUUCUUGACAACAAAUGUGUUGAAAACGAAAACAAAUAUUACCAAGAAAAAUGGAAACACGAUCGACAGGAUUCGGGUAUCUCCGUUAAAACACCUGAAAGCGAUGUAAGCGUAACAACACCACCAUCAACGCAUAACUUCCAGCUAUCUCUCUCCCAAACUAAAGACACUGUAUCUUAUCCACAAUUCAUUGAUGAGACAGACAAAAUCUCACACAACAAACAAAUUUCUGACGUAUCAUCACAGCACAAUAAGGAGGACUCAGGUGUAGUUCUCAAUGAAGAUGCAUUAAAAGAUUCCAAACUAUUGUUGAAUCUCGUCCGAAGCCCUGAAAUGACAGAAAAACUACAAAACAGCACAUUCAAUGGUGUCAAUCAAAUAAAAUGGAUGAAAACACGAGAUGGUGUCUUUAAUCAUCACAACACAACAUUUUCAAAAUUAAAUGCAAUUUACAGCGAUCGUCACAACACAAUGACUCAAGGACAACAGUCUGCGCGACAAGCAUUGCAUCGUCAUAGCAACACAUGGUGUCACAGUGACUUUACAAAAGAGGAAAAAUUGCCAGGAAAAAUUCAAAGUAGUAAAAUUCAAUUCUUAGAGAUGCGAUCACGAUCUGGAAAUGAUUUUCUUAUCAAAAGGCAACCGUUUCAAGUUUUAAAACCAUACGAAGACGAUGAAAACCAAAAAACAAUUCAUAGACAUAGCAAUUCUUGGUCACCAAAAGAAUCUAUUCACCAUUCUACCAAAAAUGAAGAACUCCCAAAAAUUUCUUUUUUGCAUUCCCACUUGCAUUCGUGCCCCUACAAUAUCAAUUGGGAACUUUUGCCGAAAUUAAAAGAGAAAAAUCGUGACAAAGACUUGAUAACUUCAUCAGUAAAGCAAGAAAAAAAUGUCAACGUUAAAAGCAAACAUUCCUACAAUCCUGUUUUACAUGUCCGCACAAACUCUUGUCCACAGACUGCUGUGACAAAAUACGAAAUGAAACCAUUAUCUCAUAUCCAUGAACAAAGAAAACUUAAACAAAUGCAAACUGAUAAAAGUUUUGCUACAAUUAGCAAGAACAAGAAUCCAGUAAAUCACAUAAAACAUUUCCACACAAGAUCGUGGCCUCAGAAAGAAGAUGAACGAUUAACAAGUGCAAGAUCGUGUCCUCAGAAAGAAAACGAAACAUUAACACGUGCAAGAUCGUGUCCUCAGAAAGAAAACGAAACAUUAACACGUGCAAGAUCGUGUCCUCAGAAAGAAAACGAAACAUUAACACGUGCAAGAUCGUGUCCUCAGAAAGAAAACGAAACAUUAACAUAUUUUUUGCCUCAACAUCGUGAAGAUGAUUCGUAUAUGAAGAUGAAGAAGACAAACAUCAAUAAUGGUCUUGAAAGCCCAAAUGAAGAUAAUGAUAGAAAACGAUUCACAAGUAUCAACAAACAGAAAGACUUCCAAACACAAAAUCGUCAUCAAUUAUCGAAAAAUGAACCAACAGAUUAUAAAAAUUUAUACAAAUUAUUCCUUCUAAAGUAGCACACAUAAACAGUUCCAUACUUCAACAAGAAGCUAAAACGACCGUAUCCAAGGAGUUUAAUGGUGUAUAUAAAAGGAUCUUAGCAUCUGCUUCAGAAAUGAACAUACUCAAUGAAAAUUCUAAGCAAAUGAUAAAAAGGACAAUCAGCUUAAACGAGGGACGUAACUACGAAGGAAAUGAUAAAAUAAAAUAUCAAAUUACAAAUAGUGAGCGAAAGAAAGAGAAAUCUCCCACAAGCACGAAUGAAAAAUCGAUAAUUUUCUCAUCACCAAGAAACCACAUACGUCACAAUACCACACCUAGAUACGACUACAAACGAGAGCGUCGUCACUCGAUGUACUCCCUUCACGCACCGUCAAAGUCCUGGGAUGGAUGUUAUCAAAUGAUUACAAAACAUACCAUUGACAAGUCAACUAGUCAAAUAUCCUUAGUUUAGACUAUGGGAUAAAGCUUACACAUAAAUACAACUUGCAAACAAUAGUAAACGAGAAGUUUUCUAAGAAUUAUAUAUAUAUAUAUAGAUAUAGUUUUAAAUUGUUAUAAUAUUUAAAAGAAAUCUUGUAAGAUGGCUUUCUCAUUUAACUACAGCAUGAGAAAACUCUAUUUCUUAUUUGCCAAUUUUAUGUUGUAUAGUUAACGGAGAAAUGUUGAUAAAAGCCAAAUAUAUUAUUGUUUCGGAUGAUAUAAUUUUUUAUCACUUAGUUCCCAUUCUUACAUCAGUAAACAAUCAUUAAUCUAAUAUAUUUCAACGACGUAAAUUUUUCAAUAGAUUUGAUUGAAAAGACAUUUUCUAUUCAAUAAACUCAUCUUAGGAUUAGAUUUACUAGGAGUGACGUAACCA
Molecule: messenger RNA, 2679 nt
Organism: Xenia sp. Carnegie-2017
Lineage: Eukaryota; Metazoa; Cnidaria; Anthozoa; Malacalcyonacea; Xeniidae
Exons: 2
Coding region: 53-1837 (594 amino acids)
Source: RefSeq, a predicted model, not a curated record